Messenger RNA from Metarhizium brunneum ARSEF 3297, 438 nucleotides. RefSeq lists its product as uncharacterized. The record is from RefSeq and is a predicted model, not a curated record. NCBI's taxonomy places the organism in Eukaryota, Fungi, Ascomycota, Sordariomycetes, Hypocreales, Clavicipitaceae.
AUGAAGGCCGCUGUUGUUCUGUCUUUCGUUGCCGCCGCCGUUGCUGGCGCUAUUGAGCCCCGGGAGGGUCACUGCGGUGGUGACAACUGCGCUCGCCAGGUCACUGGUACCCGUGAUGGCCUCACUGCCAUUACCUCCCGCAAGAACGACUGCUCCAACUUCAUGAAGACCACCGUGGUCCCUGAAGCUACCACCGUCACCGUCACCAUUACUGUUGACGCUGAUGAGCCCGCUUCCGUGACAAAGCGUGAUAUUGAGUAUCGUGCCGCCACUGAGGCUCCUACUGCCGUCCCUGCCUAUGCUUCCUCUUGCAACAAUCCCGGCAAAUACUCCUCUGCGUGCUCCUGCUGGGGCAUCACCGCUGUUACCGUAACCGCUCCCGUUCCUACCAAGACCGCAACCGUCACUUCUACUGCCGACUCCUGCGAGGACUUGUAA